AUGACGAACGAAACAACCACCAACAUUCCCCGAUUUAUCCUCGAGAAAAUGACCUUCGGUGUCGAGAAAACCAACACUGAAACAUCUCUCGCGGUGUCGACAACAUCACUCUCUUCCUCAUCACCUUCCACGCUCACGGACACAUCGAGAUUGAUACUGACCGACUUCUACGGAAAUGACGAUACGGAGGUCCUUCUUUCGCAAUUGUUCCGCCAGCGCUACUGGACAAAGACAAACUUUGAGGCCGUCCAGGCGCUCACUAAGGUUGCCACAGCCUACAACUUGACCCUCCUUGAGACGACCCACCGCUGGGUGCGCCACCAUUCGGGACUCACCGCCAAGGAUGGGGUCAUCAUCGGAUCGUCGUCGGUUGCUCAAUUAGAUGAGUUCUAG
Messenger RNA from Linnemannia hyalina, 393 nucleotides. The record is from the annotation of a GenBank genome assembly. NCBI's taxonomy places the organism in Eukaryota, Fungi, Mortierellomycota, Mortierellomycetes, Mortierellales, Mortierellaceae.